Molecule: messenger RNA, 918 nt
Organism: Helianthus annuus (common sunflower)
Lineage: Eukaryota; Viridiplantae; Streptophyta; Magnoliopsida; Asterales; Asteraceae
Exons: 2
Coding region: 1-918 (305 amino acids)
Source: RefSeq, a predicted model, not a curated record
AUGGAUGAAGGUGGUGUUGAUAUGGUGGAGGUGGUGGCGGUUAUGGUGUGGCCGAGAGGAGAGGGAGAGAUGAGUGAGAGAGGGUGUAAUCUUUGUAAGGGGAAGGUUUUAAAUCGGAUGAUUAUGGGAAAGGUUGGGAACGGGGCUGAUAUCUGUUUUUGGAUAGACACUUGGGUAGGCGAUCUUCCUUUUAUGGAAAGAUGGCUAUAUUUGUUUGUUUUGGAUGCGUGCAAAUCUAGCAGGGUUAAGGAUAGAAUUGACACGGGACAUGGAAAUGGCGGUCUUUCAUGGAAUUGGGCUAAACAACCAGAGACUGAUACACAGCUUAGAGAAUGGCAGGAACGUCAAGAUAUGAUCAGCAUGGUGAGAUUGUCCAAUGAUACAGAUUCAUGGAGGUGGAACAAUGACAGUCAGGAAGGUUUAGCGGUUAAAUCUGUGAAAAAGUUCUUAAUUGUUGAUAGAGGAAGUAGCCAACUCCCUAACAUCGAAUGGUGCAAAUGGGUUCUCAUCAAAUGUAAUAUUAUGGCUUGGAGAAGUAACUUGGACAGGCUUACUACUAGAGUAAAUUUGAGAAGAAGGAAUGUGAAUAUUACUACGGUUAUGUGCUCUUUCUGUGACGAAUACGAGGAGUAUGUGGAUCAUUUAUUCACGGUUUGCUCGGUGGCUAUUCGGGUGUGGAUGGCCGUCAGUGUGUGGUGCAACAUCCCUCCAAUAUUCGCUUUCAGAUUCAAAGAUUUAAUGGAUAUUCAUAAUUCUCUUCAGAUUGGCAAGAAAACGAAAAAGAUUAUUCUUGGCCUGGUUAUUAUUACGUGUUGGUAUAUUUGGAAAGGUAGGAACAAAUUGGUGUUCAAACAGAUCAGGAGAAGUUCUCAAGAUAUUUUGGUAGAGAUUAAGCUAGCGUUUGGUAUGAAGGAAUAG